Bufo gargarizans (Asiatic toad) is the source of this 2112-nucleotide messenger RNA. RefSeq names its product TRAF family member associated NFKB activator (gene TANK). The transcript is spliced from 11 exons. The record is from RefSeq and is a predicted model, not a curated record. NCBI's taxonomy places the organism in Eukaryota, Metazoa, Chordata, Amphibia, Anura, Bufonidae. Bases 498 to 1928 code for a protein of 476 amino acids. Gene Ontology annotation, biological process: canonical NF-kappaB signal transduction.
UUAGGUAUUCUAAGAAAAAAAAAAGUAGGUAUAUCUAAGAAUAGGCCAGAAUGACAUAGCAGACGGGGUUAAGACACUGAAAGCAAUUGGUUGAUAUGUAUAACAAAUAAGGAAGCUGAGCUGGGGGAUUCCCCCUGGAAGUUCCCAGACAUUACUAGCACUCAGCAUCUGCACAGGCCAGCACACUCGCUGCAACUGCACCGUCCAGACCUGCCCAUUCCUGGAUCCGUAACACUGUAACACCGGACAAUAAGGUAAACUUUGGGUUUAAGAACCUUUGAAGUUGGAUUGAAACAGAAGUGAAGAUUAUUACUGGUGAUCUUGAAGUUCAGCCUUUAUUACAGAUAUCAAGCAAAACCAAACUCCACUCCAUCAGCUAAGGAUGACUUAAGGAAGGGAGAGUCUCAUUAGCGUCACUGGAAACCUCAGCUUUACUUACAUUUCAGGUUGCUGCUAUUAUCCACACCCUUUUUAGUGAUGAUACAGAACUGGGAAAUAUGGAUAAAAACACAGGAGAACAACUCAACAGAGCCUACGAAGCAUACCGCCAGGCAUGUAUGGAUAGGGAUCGAGUCAAAAAGGAACUACAGCAAAAGACCGUUUUUUAUGAGCAGCAGUUACAUGAUAAGCAGAAACAGAUAGAAGAUCUGAAAAAUCUCAAUCUGGUCCUGAAAACGAGGCCCCCCUCAUCUGCUGGAGCAGGAGGAUUUUGUGUGCCACCUCCGUCCCCCAAAUUGGAGAAUUCAGACAGUUGGAAAAGUGAGACUGCUUCCCUUGAGAGUCUGCAAGAACAGUUCAAAGUCAGUCUGCAGCGAGAAAAGCAUUUCAAGGAUCAGCUGGAUAUAGAAAAACUCCAUGUCUUGAAAUUAGAAGGAGAACGUGACAAGUUGGAGUCUGUCCUCGCCAGUAGGAAUGAAGAAAUUCAAUACCUAAAAAAGUCAUUGAAAGAAUCCAGAGAGAUAAAAGAAAAACCAGACCAAAAAAUAAUCCUGGACACAGAAAUGAGAAACAUGAACAUUGCUCAAGAUCCUGCUGCAGCAGCUACAGCCGUCAGUGAAAAUGCAAGGCUAGGUGUUGAACGGAUUUUCUCUGAUCUAAAGGAAGAAUUCAGUCGGAUUUGCAAGUUAACGAGAGAACAAAGCAGCCAGCUGAAUAUAUUUCUGACGAAGAAGGAAAUUGCCUCUGGUAAUGAUGUUCUGUUGCAGUUUUCGAUGCCCGUUCAAUGCACUGAUGAAGAAAAUGAGGAAGCCCAGAUACUACAGAAACCAAUGGAUAAAACGGUCAGAUCACGGUUUGCAUCGAUUACUCCCCGAGGAUUGGGACCAGAUGAUGAACUGAGCAUCUCUGUGGAGUCCCUUUCAAACUUGAGCGUGAAGUUCCCACCGAGUCAUGAUGAAACUGAUUUUUUGGAGAGCUCUCCUGGAAAGCUCCCGAUUCUUUCUCCAUUUUCAGAGCAGGAACCGAAUCCCAACAGACAACUUCCUGACAUCACGCUGAAGAAUUUCAGCACAGCACGGUCAAGUCCGCCGUAUUCACCUCGAUCACCAAGGACUGCCUGCCACUUGGAUAAGCAUGCUGAACCAGGAACCAACUACAGAGGCACAACUGUGCCAACAGGGGAGGACAGUGGCCUCUUUUUGGCAGCCAAUAGCCCAGCUGGUGAUUGCAAAAACACUUUCCACCUUCCAGAUCCUCCAGAGUUAGAUAAAUCUGCAGAGAUCACCGAGAGGACAGUACGGGGACCUCAGCAGCCCAUUUGGAAGCCAUCAUCGCCUCAUGACAGUGACCCAUCAAUUCCAGGGAGUGAGAAAUGGGAUCGGAAUACUUCUUCCGUAUGUGAAUUUUGCCAAGCUGUUUUCCCACCAUCGUCUGCAUUAGGAGGAGAUUUUCUAAGACAUCUUAACUCACAUUUUUAUGGACAGUCUUAAAGAUUUUUCACAUGGAAGAUCAUCACGGUUGUCUAUACUCUUAAUCUCCAUUUCCUCUUUUUGGAAACCAUUUCCACUUAAUGAUUACUUGGGUGACAGGAGUUUAUCUUGUUGGCCAUGUUUGGGCUGUCCAUUCCGAAUAUCUAUUCUAUAACCCCUAAUAAAUUGCAUUAUUUUAAAUGCA